Molecule: messenger RNA, 1041 nt
Organism: Nematocida homosporus
Lineage: Eukaryota; Fungi; Microsporidia
Product: methionyl aminopeptidase
Exons: 1
Coding region: 1-1041 (346 amino acids)
Biological process (GO): proteolysis
Molecular function (GO): metalloaminopeptidase activity
Source: RefSeq, a predicted model, not a curated record
AUGAGUAAUACUAUGCGCCCAAUUGUUCUUACGCCGAAAGUGAAAUAUUCCCUAGAAUGUUUAUUACCUAAGUCAUAUUCAGCCGAAAUAGCCACCUUAGACCGACUUGAAGCGGCCAAAAUAGCAGCCGAAGCCCAUAGAAGAGCCCGAGGAGUACUACAAGACCAGAUUCAGCCGGGAAUGAGUCUUUUAGAGAUAGCCGAGAUAAUCGAAAGUUCAACUAAGAUCUUACUAGGCCAAGGAUACAAUCAGGGAAUAGGAUUCCCAACUGGACUUUCUCUUAAUUCCUGUGCUGCCCAUGAUACACCCAAUCCCAAAUCAAAACCUACUCUCUUAUCAGCUAAUGAUGUACUUAAAGUAGAUUUUGGUACGCAAGUAGAUGGAUACAUUAUAGAUUCAGCCUUUACAGUAACUUUCAAUCCUGAGUAUGAGAAUCUUCUUCUAGCUGCUCGUGAGUCUGUUUAUGCUUGUUUAAAGAUAGCUGGACCUGAUGUACCCCUGGAUUUGAUUGGAGAAACGGCUGAUGAAGUAAUUAGGAGUUAUGAACUAACUAUUGAUGGUCGAACUGUUCCCAUUAGACCAGUAGCUAACUUAAAUGGUCAUACGAUUAACCGGUUUAAAAUUCAUGGGGGUAAGUAUGUGCCGAUUGUGAAAAGGUCUGGGAAUAGGGAUAGAAUGGAAGUAGGUGAGUUUUAUGCUUUUGAAACCUUUGCUACAACUGGGAAUGGUUUAGUGGUGGAAAAAGGUGAUUGUUCUCAUUAUAUGGCUACUAAUAAGAAAGUCAAUUCUCGUCUGGAAGGAGUUAAGACUUUACAGACUUAUAUUCAAGAUAAGUUUAAUGGUUUACCUUUCUGUAAGAGGUAUAUUGGUCCUGAGAUUAAGUGUGCUGAUGUUUAUCUAAAGCAGUUGGAGAAAGCAGGUGGAGUAGAAGGAUAUCCUCCCCUUUGUGAUAGUCCGGGUAGUUUAGUGGCUCAAUUUGAACAUACUCUCUUUGUGAAGGAGGGAGGGAUUGAAGUUCUUUCUAAAGGUGAUGACUACUAA